Habropoda laboriosa is the source of this 1296-nucleotide messenger RNA. Its product is annotated as synaptic vesicular amine transporter. Bases 1 to 1296 code for a protein of 431 amino acids. Gene Ontology annotation, molecular function: serotonin:sodium:chloride symporter activity. Gene Ontology annotation, biological process: aminergic neurotransmitter loading into synaptic vesicle; transmembrane transport. The transcript has 7 exons. NCBI's taxonomy places the organism in Eukaryota, Metazoa, Arthropoda, Insecta, Hymenoptera, Apidae. Gene Ontology annotation, cellular component: terminal bouton; synaptic vesicle membrane. The record is from RefSeq and is a predicted model, not a curated record.
AUGAUGUGGACAGGAAGGAACUCCAGGGCCAUUGUGGUUGCUGUGGUCUACCUCAGCUUGUUUCUGGACAACGUGCUGCUCACAGUUGUUGUGCCGAUUAUUCCCGAUUACCUUUGCACCCUGGACGGGAACUCGACGACAAACGGCGAAGACGAUGAGAACGGUCGAGUGGGAUUAUUGCUGAGCUCGAAGGCGCUGGUACAAUUAAUACUAAAUCCAGCCGUGGGCACACUUACCGGUACUUUGGGAUACACCAAGCCAUUGUUCCUCGGGAAUUUAAGUCUACUAUUGGCGGCGAUGCUGUUCGCAUUCGGGCAAACAUACGAAGUGCUGUUCCUGGCUCGAAGCGUUCAAGGUAUCUCAUCAGCGUGCAUUGGUGUUUCCGGUAUGUCGCUGGUUGCCUCGCAAUACCCAGAAGAGGACAAGAGAUCGAAGAUCAUGGGCUUCGUUCUUGGAAGCAUCGCGCUGGGCGUUCUCGUUGGAUAUCCAAUUGGAUCUGUGCUUUACGACCUCGAAGGGAAAAUGGCGCCGUUCUUGUUGGUGUCUUGUUUCAUCGUGGUCACCAUUUGUCUACAGGUUUUCACGUUGGACGUUGAAACCAAAACUGAGUCCAGCGAAGAAGGAACAUCUUGGACACACUUACUAUCUGACCCACACAUACUCAUUAUUUUUGGAGCAAUAUGGUGUUCCACGUCACCGAUGGCCAUCUUGGAACCCUGUUUACCGAUCUGGCUACGAACUCACAUAAAACCCAAGAAAUGGCAAUUGGGAACAGUAUUCAUUCCAGACAGCGUUGGCUAUCUAAUUGGGACCAACUUUUUCGGCAUGAUAGCCUAUCGCUAUGGACGUAGCAAAAUCGCUGUUCUAGCUAUGUUCGUGGUUGGAAUAAGUACCUUUCUAAUACCAUUCGCUGGAACAAUGUCACAACUAAUAAUCCCACACUUGGGAAUGGGUUUAGGCAUCGGUGUAGCAGACGCUGCUUUGGUACCAUUAUUGGCCAGCUUGGUGGACCAAAAUGGCGACUACGGUCCCGUUUACUCGAUUCAACAAGUGGCCGUCAGUCUGGCCUACUCUCUUGGACCAAUUCUGGGCGGCGAAAUGGUAAAGUCGAUUGGCUUUCAAUGGGUGAUGCGAAUCGUCGGUUUAAUGAACAUCGGCUACUGCCCGCUGCUAAUAUACCUCACCUUGGAAAGGAGGAAAUUACUGACGCAGCGGGAUGAAAAGAGGGAUUAUGAGACCUUCCAGAAAUCGGUGGCAAAGUACGAACGCUUUCAAGACUCUGACGACGACCUCUGA